UAUCUGGAAAAUGGGCCCUGUAGCAUCGCAUGCUGUCUGGGUUGGUGACAACAGGGCCCAGCACAGGGUUAGCACAUAGGAGAGGCCCUGCCACUGCGGCAGGGGCUAACAGAGGCCACAGGGACAGGGAACUUGCAGCGGCACGUGACUACCUCCGGCCACCAGGCCGAGCAGAACAGGGGCAGGCGAGGAGGUGACCUCCAAGCUGGCUUUCUGUCCCACCUCAUGUCGGCUGGCAAUGGACAUUCAUAGAUGCCCUUACUUCUAUGGGGGCCUGGCACUGGGGGCGCUCCUGCUCUUGCUGUUCCUCAUCCUGACCGCCUGCCUGUGCCGGCUACAUCGCAGAGUGAGGAAGCUGGAGAGGAGCCAGCCCCACCAGCACCAGGAGCAGGAGCUGCACUACGCAUCGCUUCAGCGACUGCCGCUGGCCACCAACGGUGGUGGUGACCGGGAGGCCAUGAAAGAGGACGCAAGCACUGACUACGCCUGCAUUGCCGAGAAAAGACCCACAUAAGUACCCGAGCCCUCCCCCCAGGGUCACCAGGUUGACCUGGGGCUCUAGAAAAGACCAUGUAAAGUAAAGACCAUGACUUUG
Messenger RNA from Octodon degus (degu), 595 nucleotides. RefSeq names its product leukocyte specific transcript 1 (gene Lst1). The record is from RefSeq and is a predicted model, not a curated record. The transcript has 4 exons. NCBI's taxonomy places the organism in Eukaryota, Metazoa, Chordata, Mammalia, Rodentia, Octodontidae. Gene Ontology annotation, biological process: immune response; dendrite development; cell morphogenesis. The coding region runs from base 239 to 514 and encodes 91 amino acids. Gene Ontology annotation, cellular component: membrane.